Molecule: messenger RNA, 993 nt
Organism: Necator americanus (New World hookworm)
Lineage: Eukaryota; Metazoa; Nematoda; Chromadorea; Rhabditida; Ancylostomatidae
Exons: 2
Coding region: 1-993 (330 amino acids)
Molecular function (GO): structural constituent of cuticle
Source: RefSeq, a predicted model, not a curated record
AUGGGUACAAGCACGUUGGUUGGUGGCGUCGCCACAAUGUCGGCUGUCGCCGUUGUUGUCUCUUUGAUAAGCGUGGUGUACAUCAUCAACGACAUCAACAACUUCUACGAUGACACUCUUCAGGAACUUGAUAACUUCAAAGAUCUCGCCAACUCUGCCUGGCACGAAAUGAGAACCACCCCAGAAAUGGCACGUGACAAGAGAGCAGCAUUCGUCAAGCGACGUGACUCUUAUGUUACUGGUGGAGGAUCAGGAUGUAACUGUGGCCAGCAGGCUAGCAACUGCCCCGCAGGACCACCUGGACCCCCAGGAGAAGCAGGAGAGCCCGGAGAUGAUGGCGAGCCAGGUGCGCCAGGACAGCCAGGCCGUGAUGGCAACUCGGGAGGAGGAGAUGGUUCGAAUGGUAAUUGCAUCACGUGCCCUGUUGGACCACCAGGACCACCGGGACCCGAUGGAGAUGCUGGACCUGCUGGACCCGAAGGAAACCCAGGAGCACCAGGAGGCGGAUCCGGGCCCGGACCAGCCGGACCCCCGGGACCACCUGGAGAUGCCGGUCAAUCCGGAGCGCCUGGACAGGCUGGAGCACCCGGACAACCCGGAGCACCUGGAACUAGUGGAAAAGGUCUUCCUGGACCUGCUGGACCUGCUGGGCCAGCGGGACCCGCCGGACAGCCAGGACAAGAUGGUGGUGCUGGAGGUGGUGCCAAUCCAGGACCUCCAGGACCAGCUGGACCAGCUGGUAACCCAGGACAAGCUGGAGCAGAUGGAACUCCUGGAGAACCAGGACCUGACGCUGCUCCUGGUAGCGAUGCAGAGUACUGCCCAUGUCCUCCUCGUGCUGGAGCUCCAAUGGAUGCUCCACCUGCAGGAAGUGCUGGCUACAAAACAUCUGGCGGUGCUAAUGGAGGAGCCAAUGGAUACGGAAAGAAGAAGGUCGUUCGCCGCGUUGUCAGGAAGCGCGUUCUGCGCAGAAAGGUUGCCAGACAUGCCUAA